AUGUCUUACAACAACGACGGCGAUAACGACUCUUACGGUUCAUCCAACCGUAAUGAUCGUGAUAACGGCAACAGCUACGGGUCGUCGAACAACGACAACUAUGGAUCCAGCAAUAACUCGGAUUCCUAUGGUUCCUCUGGUCGCGACGACAAUUCUUAUGGGUCCAACAGGAACAAUGACUCGUAUGGUUCUUCCAACAACGACUCCUACGGCUCGAGAAACAACAACGACAAUGACAACUCAUACGGCUCAUCGAGGGGCGACUCAUACGGCUCCGGCAACAAUAACAAUAACGACGACAAUUCCUAUGGCUCAUCAAAGAACUCCUAUGGAUCUUCUAACAACGAUAACAGCUAUGGGUCGAGUAACAACAAUGAUUCGUACGGGUCCUCCAAGAAUGAUUCGUACGGAUCCUCCAAGAAUGAUUCGUACGGGUCCUCCAACAAUGAUUCGUACGGUUCCCGCAACAAUGAUUCGUACGGUUCCUCCAAUAAUGAUUCAUACGGUUCCUCCAAUAAUGAUUCGUACGGCUCCCGCAACAAUUCCAAUAACGACGAUUCCUACGGAUCUUCUAAGAACAAUAAUAGUUACGGGUCGAGCAAUAACGACGAUUCCUAUGGGUCCUCCAAUAACGAUUCGUACGGUUCUAACAACAGAAACGAUGACUCUUAUGCAUCGUCCUCUAACAACAAUGAUUGGGUCCAGAAGGGAGUCAAGGAAGCCGCUAGUAGAGCCGGAUAUAAUCUUAGCUCCAAUGCAGGAUGA
Molecule: messenger RNA, 765 nt
Organism: Psilocybe cubensis
Lineage: Eukaryota; Fungi; Basidiomycota; Agaricomycetes; Agaricales; Agrocybaceae
Exons: 2
Coding region: 1-765 (254 amino acids)
Source: RefSeq, a predicted model, not a curated record